AUGUCUACUCCAAUGUAUCCUUCUAAUAAAAUUAAACCCGAAAUGGCAAAACCUGUACAUGUAACAACCGCUGAGGAUUUUUAUUUUGCUUUAAUGCCCUCGUACUGGUUAUCAAAAAUAAUCGGCGUCUUACACCUCUCCUUUGAAGGUCAACCUCCAAACCGCAAACUUAUUGUUUCCAAGAAUUUUAUCUAUCUUGCUGCAGUGCGCAUUUUAAUCGUUUUUGCUGUUGUCGCGUUUUUUCACACUUCGCUCAUAUAUGAAGGAUUGCCGGAUGAAAUGACUACCGUUGUACUAGAUAUCGACGUGUAUUGUGGAAUCAUCGUGACCAUUAUUGAGUUAAUCUCAGCUAUGUUGUCCAGGAAGAGUGACCUGCGUACAAUUGAACAAUUUAUUGAACUGGACAAACGUCUUUCUUCAGCUGGCAUUAAAAUUGAUUAUAUCAAAGCUAGAAGAGUAGCAAUCAUCGAAAUUGCAUUGGUGUUGGCUCAGAAUAUUUUCAAAACCAUCAUGCUUGUUAUCACCGCGCCGUACAGAAUUAUUUUAAUCAAUUCCGGAUUGAAUAUUAUGAGUAUGCUGAACUCGUUUCAGCUGAAUGAGUAUAUUAACAUGGUGUUAAUGUUAAAGCAAAGAUUUAAUUGGUUAAACAAAGCAAUUCUUGAUAAUUACGAAAGAAAAUGGCGGCGUGAUGAUUGUAAAAAGAGUGAAGUAAAGAAAAACAUACAAACUUAUGGCAAGUUGUAUAAUGACUUAAGGAAACUGUCCAAACGUGUUGAUUCAACCUUCGGGUUUUUUGUGUUGGUGUUGAUUAUUUCCAGAUUUAUAAUGUUGAAUACACUAUUGAUAUAUUUGUAUACAACUAUAAAAAAUCCAAAUAUUCGUAAUGGUACAGAAUAUGCGUCAAUUGCAAUCAAUACUGGUUUCCAUGCAUACAAGUUAAUAAUGAUCACUUGCAUUCCCGCAUCGGCUACAAAUAAAGCUAAAGAAACGGGUAAAUGUUUACAUCAAAUGUGGGAUUUAGAUCAGGACAUCAGGGAUGAGAUUGCUUAUUUCUCAAUGCAAGUAAUACAACAAACGCCUAAUUACACUGCAAACGGUUUUCUUCGCCUUGACUAUCCGUUAGUCACGACUAUUUUAGGAACAAUUACAACUUACUUGAUCAUUGUAAUACAAUUUGAUAUUAAUUUCAAUGCUCCACCAACCACAUGUCCUUGA
Molecule: messenger RNA, 1215 nt
Organism: Dalotia coriaria
Lineage: Eukaryota; Metazoa; Arthropoda; Insecta; Coleoptera; Staphylinidae
Product: putative gustatory receptor 28b
Exons: 4
Coding region: 1-1215 (404 amino acids)
Biological process (GO): sensory perception of taste; male courtship behavior; chemosensory behavior
Cellular component (GO): axon; membrane; dendrite
Source: RefSeq, a predicted model, not a curated record